CCUCCCUGCUACCAUUGUUCUCCAUUCAUAUAUAUAUAUAUAUAUAUAUAUAUAUGUAUAUAGUCACAACCCUUUACCUCUCACCCCUAAAAUCUAUCAAUGGCUCCUCUCCCCCCUCUCUCAUAGUUCUCCAUUCACAAUAUACAUAUAUAUAGUCACACUCCCUUUGCCUCCCCUAAAAUCUAUCAAUGGCUCCUCUUGCCCCUCUCUCAGAAGAACCCACCAUCCCCUGCUCCUCGUCCUCCUCUAAACGCUCUCUUUCUCUUCGCUCUUGGCUCAAGAACUACAUCCCCCAUCUUUUCCUCCACAAACGCUCCGACCUCAAGCUCCUUCUCAGCGUCCUCGCCUGCCCUCUCUCCCCCAUUGCCAUCCUCCCCAAACACUCCCUCCAGGUCUCCUCUGAGUCCCAGUACAUUAUCCACCAGUUUAGAGCCACAACAAGAUGUAGCAAGAUAGAGAGUGGCGGGGGAAAGAACAUGUUUGUUGCUGGGAGAGUGAAAAUGGUGAAGAUGUUGGAGCUAGGGCUUGCUUCUUCUUCCAAUAAUCCUGGAGAGUACCAUGAAGGUUGCUUUGUUAUGUGGCAGAUGGAUCCUGAUCGGUGGUUGAUUGAUCUCUCUGUUUCCGGCAAUCGGGUCAUGGCCGGGAGUGAUGGUAAGGUGGCCUGGCGCCGCACGCCGUGGCUCAGCGCUCAUGCUGCUCGCGGGGCUGUGAGGCCUGUCCGGCGUGCUCUUCAGGGAUUAGAUCCUGUGACAAUUGCAGCUGCAUUUUCCCCUGCAAAACGUAUAGAAGAUAGGUACAUAGGGGAUGAGGAAUGUUUUGUUCUGAAGUUGAGCACAGAUUCUUUGACUCUUUCAAUCCGGAGUGAUAACACUGCAGAGAUAAUCAAACACGACAUGAUCGGCUACUUCAGCAUGCGGAGCGGUCUGUUGGUGCAACUAGAUGACUCCCAACUGACACGAAUCGAGUACCCUGGUGCCCAGGCAUUGUACUGGGAGACAAUUAUCUCAUCACGUAUUGAGGAUUAUCGCGAAAUUGAUGGUGUUUUGAUUGCACACUCAGGGCGGUCCACUGUAAACUUGGAAAGGUUCGGAGUCGGCAUGAAAACUCAGAGAGUAUCUACCCAGAUGGAGGAGAAAUGGACAAUUGAUGAUGUGGUCUUUAACGUUCUUGGUCUCUCCGCUGAAUGCUUCAUCCCUCCGGAGGAGAUCAAGAACACGUAAUUUUGCUUAUUGUCCUUUCUUUUUGUCUUUUAAUUAGAAAGUGACCUAGGCAUAAUUGUUAUACAAAAUCAAAAUGGCAUUAUCUGACCUCAGCAGUUUUAUGUAUAUAUGCAAUAAAUAAAGUCUGGUUCUCUAGCUAAGCAAUUUUGGUUUGUUGCGUUGCUCAGUUGGAAUGUGUCACAUGAUACUACUGUGCCUUCAAUUGGAAAACAUUUUAAAUUCAA
Messenger RNA from Dioscorea cayenensis subsp. rotundata (Guinea yam), 1444 nucleotides. RefSeq lists its product as uncharacterized. Bases 189 to 1220 code for a protein of 343 amino acids. The record is from RefSeq and is a predicted model, not a curated record. NCBI's taxonomy places the organism in Eukaryota, Viridiplantae, Streptophyta, Magnoliopsida, Dioscoreales, Dioscoreaceae. The transcript has 2 exons.